Dendrobium catenatum is the source of this 2613-nucleotide messenger RNA. RefSeq names its product cryptochrome-1. Bases 192 to 2273 code for a protein of 693 amino acids. Lineage: Eukaryota; Viridiplantae; Streptophyta; Magnoliopsida; Asparagales; Orchidaceae. Gene Ontology annotation, molecular function: DNA binding; FAD binding; blue light photoreceptor activity. Gene Ontology annotation, cellular component: nucleus; cytoplasm. Gene Ontology annotation, biological process: circadian regulation of gene expression; entrainment of circadian clock by photoperiod; blue light signaling pathway. The record is from RefSeq and is a predicted model, not a curated record. The transcript is spliced from 5 exons.
AAACCAAUCAAGGUGAUCCCCACAUCUUCUUCCUAGCUGAUGCCAUGCUUUCCUCUCUAGAACCUCCCAUAACACAGCACAACACACUUGUCCUGUACAGACCCCCUCCCUUUCCUGGCUUUCAUCACUCUCAUCUACCAAAAUCUCGUCUUUCUCACAAACAAACAAAAAUUUGAAGGAAAGAUCGACUCAUGCCUCAUAGUAACAGUUCUAAUGGUGGAAGCCCUAUCAACAACAUUAGCAUAGUAUGGUUCAGAAGAGACCUUAGAGUUGAAGACAACCCAGCUCUUGCAGCAGGGGUAAGAGCUGGAUAUGUGGUGCCUGUCUUCAUUUGGGCUCCAGAAGAAGAAGGCCAUUACUACCCUGGUAGGGUUUCAAGGUGGUGGUUGUGCCAAAGCUUGAGGCAUCUUGAUUCCUCCCUUAGGAGCCUUGGGACUAGUCUCAUCACAAAGAGGUCUUUUGACACUGCCUCCACUCUUCUUGAUCUUUUGAACUCUACUGGUGCCACCAGCCUUUUCUUCAAUCAUCUCUAUGACCCUUUGUCUCUUGUGAGGGAUCACCGCAUCAAGGAGCUUCUGACUGCUCGGGGUUUCACUGUUCAUUCUCUGAAUGCUGAUUUGCUUUACGAACCAUGGGAAGUUACAGAUGAGAAUGGUUGCCCAUUUUCAACUUUUGCUCCAUUCUGGAAUAAAUGCCUUAGCAUGUCCUAUGAUCCUGCAGCUCCUCUCUUACCACCAAAAAGGAUUAAAUCUGCUCCUUCUAUAGGUGAUAUCUCAAGGUGCCCAUCUGAUACUUUAGUAUUUGAGGAUGAAUCCGAGAGGGGAAGUAAUGCUCUUCUUGCAAGAGCUUGGUCUCCAGGAUGGCAGAAUGCUGAUAAGUCCCUCAGUUCAUUUAUCAAUGGACCACUUAUUGACUACUCUGUGAACCGAAAAAAUGCAGAUGGUACAACCACCUCUCUCCUUUCCCCACAUUUACAUUUUGGGGAGCUCAGCGUGCGUAAAGUCUUUCAUGUUGCCCGAAUCAAGCAGCUGGUGUGGGCUAACGAGGGAAAUGAAGCAGGAGAAGAGAGCGUUAACUUAUUUCUCAAGUCCAUUGGCUUACGGGAGUACUCUAGAUACUUGAGUUUCCACCACCCUUGCAGCCAUGAAAGGCCGCUACUUUCUCACCUCAGGUUCUUCCCUUGGGUUGUUGAUGAAAGCUACUUUAAAGCUUGGAGACAGGGUAGAACUGGUUAUCCCCUUGUGGAUGCUGGAAUGAGAGAAAUUUGGGCUACUGGUUGGCUGCAUAACUGUAUCCGUGUGGUUGUAUCCAGCUUCUUUGUAAAAGUACUGCAGCUUCCAUGGAGGUGGGGAAUGAAGUACUUCUGGGAUACACUUCUGGAUGCUGAUCUUGAAAGUGAUACCUUGGGCUGGCAGUAUAUAUCUGGAACUCUUCCUGAUGGUCGGGAGUUUGAUCGCAUUGAUAACCCUCAGUUUGAAGGCUACAAGUUCGACCCAGAUGGUGAAUAUGUUCGUCGCUGGCUUCCUGAGCUUGCUAGGCUACCAACUGAAUGGAUACACCAUCCAUGGGAUGCGCCUGAAUCUGUACUCCAAGCUGCAGGCAUCGAGCUUGGUUCCAACUACCCUCUUCCAAUUAUAGAAAUCUCUACAGCUAAAGAAAGAUUAGAGGAGGCUCUCACAGAGAUGUGGCAUAUUGAAGCUGCAUCGAGAGCUGCCAUGGAGAAUGGGACAGAAGAGGGCCUUGGUGAUUCCUCAGAGUCACAAUAUAUUGAUUAUCCUAUUGAAACGAAUAUGGAAGUUGAUCUUGAGCAUACUAGGACUAAUAAUAUUCAAGCCACAACCAGGAGGUUCUUGGAUCAGACAGUGCCUAGUAUAACUUCUUCAUUAGUCAGAAUUGAAGAGGAAGAGAUAUCUGUCGAUAUAGACAUCGGUGAGGAAGAUAGCAGGGCCGAAGUACCAAUAAAUGUGACUAUUGAUGCCCAGAUUCAUGAAGGCACAGAUACAAAUAGUACAAUCCUACAUUUCACUCCUUCCAGGGUUGAGUUUUCAGAAGAGUCAUCUAGUAGUUAUACAGAAAGGGGUCUGGUUCCUGUGUGGUCUCCUUCAUCAACUUCAACUCCAUCUGAGCAUUUUUUCACCCAGGAAACUAGCAGAGGUUAUGCUGAUUUACAGAGACUUCCCCAGGCACAUCAAAUUACUAAUUGGAGACCGCAUUCGCCAUCUGUCAGAAGUUGGGAGGUAGAGAACACGGUGCAGCCAAAUGCAAUUGGUUAGAUUCUAUUAUGGAAAUCAGAUGUAGACAAUCCAUCCUUUUGUUCCUCUUACUUUGCUGAGAAUCAGAUUCUGCAGAAUAUCAAUGUACCAUAAAGUUGAUGUAUAGAUAACUCUAGCAGUGGUGUGCUGCUAUCGAUCAGGUAACUUGAGUUUUAUGUGUUAGGAAAAAUAUAUAAUUUUUAGGCACAAAAUCAUGUAACAUAAAACUUUAUAUAAAUAACUCUAGCGGUGGUGUGUUAUCAUCAGAUAAUUUUGAGUUUUGAGUGUAAGGGAAAACAUCCAACCUUUUUGUGGAAGCUCAAUGCAUAAAAUUGUUAUAUAAUGCCUCGUUUGAGAUGGC